Messenger RNA from Meloidogyne enterolobii, 231 nucleotides. The record is from the annotation of a GenBank genome assembly. Lineage: Eukaryota; Metazoa; Nematoda; Chromadorea; Rhabditida; Meloidogynidae.
AUGUGUAAGGCUAUUCAAUUUCCUUGUGUUGUAUCAGAGCAAUGCAUUCCUAUAGGUCAACGAUGUAAUGGAAUUAAAGAUUGUGCAGAUGGGACAGAUGAAUUGGAUUGUGAAAAUUGUGGUUCCGGCAAAUUCUUUUGCCGAAAGUCUGGAAAAUGUAUACAAGCAAAAGAAAGGUGUGAUGGUUAUGCUCAAUGUCCAAAUGGUAAAAACAAUAGGAGAAUGUUUUGA